CACAGAAGCAAUUUGAAGGUGUCACAUAUGAGGGUUAGGCUCAGGAAAUAAUAGCCGGGAAUUUAUUGUGGAGCUUGUAAAAUUAGAUCUUUACUUCCAUUGGCAGGUGUGCGAAUAAACUAGAAGAAAAAGUCAAAGGGACAGCAGACAGACAGUUUAAUGUGUGUCUAAGUAAAGUGGAAUGAAUAACCUUUACUCGACGUCACCAUGGUGAUCAGUGGGCUGGUCUGGUACUGUGCAGCUCUCUGGGACAAGAGAUAGGAGCAUAAGGAGCCUGUGACAUUUAUCCCCUCCCCUCUCCUUCACAUUCCCAAAGCGAACCCAGGCAAAGGAGUGACAAACCCUCACUAUAUUGAAUUAGAGCCUAUGUGAAAUAGCGGCUUAAGGGAAAAUUGUUAGAGAAACACUACGACUGCUACCAGAAAAUGUCACAAAAUUCUAUCUUAGUUGAGUUACAAUUGGCCCAGAGGCUCAAAUAGAGUUACCAGAGUGCUGAAAGAUGGCUUGCUCUGCUGUGCCCAGUGGGCUAUGAUUUACUUACUGGACAGCUUAUAUGGAUGUAUAAAGUCUGUACCCGAAACACAACUUUUUGAAAACUCACUUUGCACCAACCCGGCACUGAAAUCCUGAAAUAAAACCACUCCUGACAAUUGAUGGCUUGUCCUUGCCAAUGUCACUCGGAGAGAUCACUGUCCAUGCUCCUGUGUCCGGAGCCCACUCAUGUGAAGGCUGCGUUGGAAGUUCUGAGUAGGUCUGCUCAGGAGAGCAGAAAGCAGCUGGUGGUGGAGAUACUGAAGGAUCCUAAGAGAGAGCGCUACAUCAGGACACUAGAAUAUUUACUCAGCUCCACAGACUCAUGGCUUUGCAGUACCGCAGCCUAUCUUCUUGGAGUCCUGGUGGAGAGAGAGGAGGUUGUGCAGCAGCUCAAGGCCAAGGCUUCAAAGGGCAGCAACAGCCUUGUUGGGACUCUAGGGCAGCUCCUAACCAGACAUGAUCCAGACAUUGUGAUGAAUGCUGCUGGUGCUUUAGCCUCUUUGGUUGAGAGCUCGGCUGGACGUGGGUGGCUACAGAGAGACCAGGCUGUGUUUAGUCAGCUCUUGACCAGCCUGUUGACCCUGCUGGACCACGGACCGGAGAGCAUGGUGAACUCUGCUGCCCUGAUCCUGGCCAGGCUGUCCCUGUGUGAUGUUGCCUGCCAAGGCCUGUUACGCCACCCCUCAGGCCCCAGCACCUUGGGCUGCCUGGUACAAUGCCUGGCACACAGCCAUACAGACACGGCUAUGAAUGCAGCCUUUGCUUUGGGUCGUCUGUGUGGAAGUGAAAGAGGCAGGAGUCUCAUUCUGACAUUUGCGCCAGAGUACCAACUGGUUCACAGUCUGCAAGCCCUCAUGAGUGAGGUGGCUGGGCCAGAGGCAGGACAGACAGCCUGUUUUGCAUUGAGUUGCCUAGUAACAGAAGAAGAUGGACACGCUCUGGUGCUGGGUAGCCCAUCCCUUCCCAGCCUUCUUGAUGCUCUUCUCUACCGCUUACAAACAGAAGACCAGGACAGUGCCUGGUUUGCUGCCAUGGCAGUGAAAGUGUUCGUGUCACGACCGGCAGGAGUGUUACACGUGCGAGAGCACAGGUCUCUGAGGGAGCGACUGAAGUCUCUCUCCAGCUCUCCCUCCAUUGGCAAGGAUCUCAGGGAGGAAGUGACCUCAUGUCUUAGGAAGCUGGAGCCUCUUGUUAAGCCAUUGCCCCCGACAACUAGGCGCCUCCCAUCUGGGGCCUGCACUGUGUCAUGGGAGAAGUGUUUCCCUGAGAGUGGCCUAGAGGUCACUUACAGCCUUCUGGACAGAGAGAUAGUUCUGUAUCGUGGAACCCAAUGUCACGUGACUUUACCGGUAUCAGUCCUCAAACCUGGACAUGAGUUCUCACUCCGACUGAUCCACUCUUCCGCUGAUGGAGACACCAGCCCCUACAGCGAGCCUGUGCUAUUGGUCAUAGAAUCAGAGGAGACGGGGACAAGGCCUGGUCCUCCACAGAAGCUGCGCGUGAUUGGAUGCACAGCCUCUCAUGUGCGACUGAGUUGGGUUGCGCCGGCGGGUGUGCUGAAGCCCCAGGUGUAUCAGCUGUAUCGUGGGGAAACACUACUAGAUACCACAACAGAGCUGAGGGCUGCAGUGGGUGGUCUGUCCCCGGGAACCCUUUUCCAGCUGGGUGUGUGCGCAGUGGGGCCAGGGGAAGAGGUGGGCCCCUGUGCGGAGGUGGAGGUCCGUACAGCCAAGGACCAGGACCACGCACCCAGCGGCCUGACCAUGGUGGUGCUGGGCAGGCAUGAGCUGCAGAUUAUGUGGGGGGCUCCCCUGGUGCCCCUGGGUCGCCUGUUCAACUAUGAGCUGAGGCUGAACGAUUGCGUGGCUUACUUGGGCACGGCGCGUGCUCACACUGCCCGCCGUCUGGCCGCCAACACGGCCUACACCUGUACUGUAACGGCCAUCACCACCAGAGGGCGCUCUCAGAGCCGGUCCGUCACUAAGAGGACCGCUCGCGACGAGUACCCGUACACACAGAGGUGUCUGUACUCCUCCAGCCGUCAGCCUCCUCCUAAGACUCCUUCAUCACCCCCAUCAGUCACAGAGGCAACAGAGGUCAGACGAAAGGUCACAGAGAUCGGGGAAAAAGCCAAGAAACCCCACUCUGCACACGACCAUCUGACCAAGGUCCAUCUGUCCAGCAGGCAAUACAGAGGGACUGAUCACGACAGAGAGAGACACAGGCAACCUUUGGUCUCCACUUCAUCUGCUGGCUGUGAUGGCAGCAAAAUGGAAUCAUCUGAGACGAUGACCAUGGGGCUGGUGAAUGGAUAUGAUGCAAAGGCCUUAUGGAGGAGAGCCAAAGAGAGGGCAGGAGUAUCUGUCUUCCCUGCUGGGCUUCCAGUCCGGCCCCUGCUCCAUCUCCAGGCUAGGACUGAGGAAAACCUGCUUGAGAGGCAGUCCCACCGUGGCCUGGACCAGCAUUUAGACCCUUCAUGCCUCAGGGCCCAAAUAAGCCCAUGGAUGUUUCUCCAGUGGAGUGCUCUCAGAAGAGGACCUAGAGACAGAGGAAAACUCCCCUGUAUCCCCCAUCAUAUAGAUGCAGUGAAGUUAGUCCAUCCCAUUCCUCCCUCCUACCCACAACUGGACUGGACAGGAAACAAGCUGCUGAGAGACCGGACAAGGCUUUUGACAGGACCAAGAGUGCAGAGCGAAAUCCGAGGAAGACAUCCCCUAACAACAAACUGGACCAAGCUUAGCUGAUAAUGAUCCGUGGUGGAAAGCAUGGGUUUACACGGAAAAAUCUAAAACAAGCAGAGAAUGGUGCUUCUUCAGAGAAUGGUGCUGCUUCAGAGAAUGGUGCUGCUUCAGAGAAUGGGUUUUGGGGGCUCGUCUCAAUACCAGUGAUUUUCAUAAAGACUGUGUGGAUGGAAAAAUGUAAUAAUCAACUGUUACAGGCUUAUUAUUCAGUAUUAAUGCCCGGAAUUCAAUUUUUUAAAAAUGUUUUGUUUAUUUUGAUGCCCAUGUUUGUUUCAAAUCACUGAUGUUAAAUGAGUGAAUCUCAAAUCAUAGAUCCUCAUUUUUGCAUCAAUCAUAUGGUUAAAGAAGUAUUACUCAGCAGAAAAUAAACUAUCCCACCAAACAAAAUAUUUUUCUGUCCCCAAAAUAGAGUACAGUAAUGUAUCUCUCUCUUUACUCCUUCAACCUUUAUGCAACAUAUUGGUGGCCGCUGCAGCUCAGAAGACACACAUUCUGUUUUGAAAUGUAAAACUGGAUGAUGGAAUGUAUUUUUUCUGACGUUAUUGUCAUAUUAUCCAGCCUCGUCAUUAUUUUACUAGUGUAGUUGUACCUGUGUUGUGAACAGAGGCAUUUUUAGAGGACAUAUUCAACAUCAAGCAAUCAUCUCAAAUUGGGUUGCACAUUUUUGGGGAGGUGGAACCUUUCCGUGGGAAUUAACAGGAAUGAACUGAAAUAUAUGGAAAUUAAUAUUAAUACCAUUUAAAUGUAGAUGUUUUUUUGCAUAUUUACCAUAUCAUAUGGAGACAUAAACCUUUUACCUUAUCAUCAGUAGACAUAAUUGCAAAUGAUUAAAUCCUUCCAAUAGAAAUAAAAAAAUAUUUAAUUAUGAAUUAAAUGAGUUGACUCU
Molecule: messenger RNA, 4161 nt
Organism: Oncorhynchus keta (chum salmon)
Lineage: Eukaryota; Metazoa; Chordata; Actinopteri; Salmoniformes; Salmonidae
Exons: 16
Coding region: 654-3278 (874 amino acids)
Molecular function (GO): protein binding
Source: RefSeq, a predicted model, not a curated record